Messenger RNA from Brassica napus (rape), 2781 nucleotides. Its product is annotated as transcription factor TCP18-like. The transcript is spliced from 5 exons. Gene Ontology annotation, cellular component: nucleus. Gene Ontology annotation, biological process: regulation of secondary shoot formation. Lineage: Eukaryota; Viridiplantae; Streptophyta; Magnoliopsida; Brassicales; Brassicaceae. Gene Ontology annotation, molecular function: sequence-specific DNA binding; DNA-binding transcription factor activity. The record is from RefSeq and is a predicted model, not a curated record. Bases 1337 to 2629 code for a protein of 430 amino acids.
AAUUAUCGACCAAUCAAAUUAUAACAAUUUUGUAAGAGUUCACCUAUGAUCAACACGUAAGCAAAAAUCACUAAAUUGACUUCGCAAUUAAUAUAUAGUAGGAUAUAUCAUGUGUAUAUAUAUUCUGAUGUUGGAAUGCAAAAACUUUAUGUUCUUCCUUCCCUCUCAUUUCCUUAAAACUGAAUAUUAAAUUUCCUCAUUUUCUUCUUAAAUACUUAAAAGGAAUAUAACUUAAUAUAUAUUCCCUGAUUUGUGAAUACUUUAUUUUAUUUAUUCUGUAUUCAAAUUUUUUAAUUUUGAUGAUCUUCUUAAUAUGCAAAUAAAACUUUAUAUAUAACUCUUUGUGAUAGCUUUCAUUUCCAUUGAACUAAAUCUCAUUGCCUUCGUUUUGUCAUUUUAUCAUAUCUUAUCUUAAUUAACUAAAAUAUGCUAAAUGAUAUAAUUAAGUUGAUAGAGUUUAUUUAACUAAACUCCAUGUGUCACUUUAUUGGUACCAAAGAUACUUUCAGUAAAAAUUUAAGGUUAAUAUAAUCAUCAAAUAUAUGAUUUAUCGACAAACACACAUUUAACCCAAACUAGAAAAAUAUCCUAUGAAGUUAACAGAAAAUGUUAUUGUGAUAGCUCAAAGAUAAGUUUAGUAGAUUAGAUGAUGUAUAUCUAUAUUUUGAUUUCAUAUUAAUUGUAAAGAUAUAAAUAUAGAUAUAAAUCUCUAAUUAUUUAUUUUUGAUAGAUAUCAAAGACUUAUUUUUGAGUUCUUAGCUAAUUUGUAUUAAUGAAAUAUCUCAAAGAAAUCUAAGAAGAUAAACAAAGACAGGGUCCUAUAUAUUCUCUUAAAACAAUCCCCAGAACUAAAUAUAAAGGAGAUUUAUCAUCAUAUUUCACAAAAACAAAACGAAUAUAUACUUCUUUUCAUGCCAAUAAGAAGAAAAUUAAGCAAAAGUAAAGAAAAUAAUUUCCUCUUCAAAAGCAUACUCUCCUCUCAAAUUGAUGUUGUUCCUUCUCCAUUAUGAUAUCUCUCGGCCUCUCUCUCUAUAGCUGUCUCUCUCUAUAAUUUAUCUUUUUCUCUCUCUCCAUUCUAGUUCAUAGCACAUAGACUUAUUUAAGUACAUUGCCUGUGUUGUCUUUCUCAACCAUUAGUCCUUUACUUCGAUAAAGGCUAAGGAAGAAAAGUUUUGAUUGUCUUCGUCAUUGGAACAGUAAUCUUCUCUUUGAUUUUAUGCUUUCUCUCAUUUUUUUUUCUCUUUUUGGUGCGUGUGAAGAAGGUUUUGGUACAAGUGUCAUUCUCAAAAUUUUGUUUUAGGUUUUAAUUUUGUUGCUUCAAAACACCCAAAAGGACAUGAACAACAACAAGACUUUCAGUACUACAAGCACCAUCAAUGAAGACUACAUGUCAUUCCCUUAUAAUGACAAUUAUUGCUCACAACCAUUACUCCCUUUUAGCCCUUCCUCUACCAUUAACGACCUCUUGAUUCACUCCAAUUCCAACAUAUCAAACAAUCAUCUUGACCAUCAUCAUCAAUUCCUACAAGCAGCUUCUCCUUUUUCUCAAUUCGAAUUCGUCCAGGAUUUUUCUCUCCUCCCCUCUUUCCUUCCACAAAACAUUAUCCAUAAUGAUAACCAAACCAUAAGCACCAAUGACCAUCAUCAUCCAUCCCUUCUUCCUUUGAACAACACCAUUGAUGAAUCCCAACUCAUUGAGCCGUCGGAGACCAUAACCACACACAACGAAGACUCCCAGAGAAUCUCAACUACUCAAGACCCGAAAAUGAAAAAUGCCAAGAAACCAAGCAGAACGGACCGGCACAGCAAGAUCAAAACGGCUAAAGGGACAAGAGAUCGUAGAAUGAGACUCUCUCUAGAUGUCGCCAAAGAAUUGUUUGGCUUACAAGACAUGCUUGGAUUCGACAAAGCCAGCAAGACCGUUGAAUGGUUGCUCACACAAGCCAAACCCGAGAUCAUAAAGAUCGCCAACAGCCUUUCUAACCAGUUUAAACACGGCGGAUUCAGCAGCGGAGAUGACUCCCAAACCCGACCGGCGUUAGGAUCAACGGAGACAUCGUCUGAUCUAUGCGAAUUUGCAUCUGUGUGGACAGUCGAGGAUAGAUGCAGCAACACUAGCAUGACCGAAAAUAAGGUGGAUGGGAGAACAAUGAGAGGGAAGAGAAAGAUGUCGCAGCGAACGCCCAUUUUGAAGGAGAUGUCUAAAGAUGCCAGAGCCAAAGCAAGAGAGAGAGCAAAGGAUAGAACAAUGGAGAAGAUCAUGAAGAGAAGACCACAAGUAAAUGCCGUAGAAGAAGUAGAAGCUCAUAAUCAGCAUGAUGAGGUAGUAAAGAAUAAUAAUUCUGGUGUUAAUUGGACUACUUCUUUUGAGGUGACGCCCAGCGGAAAAAAUAUGGAAGAACUUUGCAAGAACAAUCGUUUCGCAGUUUACAACGAUAUUGUGGUGAAUAAAAAAGAUCACAUUUCGGAAGAAUCAUAUAAUAUGAUCAGCCAAUUGAAUUCAUCAUUUCCAAUGCUUACUCACCAUCGCAGCCAAGGUGCAGCUACUUCCAUGGAGCAGCAGCAGCAGCAGCAGCAGCAUCAGGUUAGGGAUGUUCAUCACUUCUUGUACAACUAUCAUAAUAUGUGAUGAUGAUAUAAAUUACCGUUAAUUUCUCAAAUUAAUAUAUAAUAAUUUGUAUAUGUGAGUCUUAUGAAGCUUUUUUGCUUCACUUUCUUGUCACAUAUUAAAUCGAUGUAAAACAAUCAACGCCUUUUAUAUAAUUUUGUUUAAUUAUAGUU